This is a messenger RNA of Sclerotinia trifoliorum, 3248 nucleotides long. Lineage: Eukaryota; Fungi; Ascomycota; Leotiomycetes; Helotiales; Sclerotiniaceae. The record is from the annotation of a GenBank genome assembly.
CCCACGUCAACACAUAGCGUAUUUGGCGACGUAUCGCAACCUCAAAGACCACAAUUGCAGCAACACUCGACUUUCUUUUGACUUGCAAUUCAUGAGCUGGGGAGCAUACCUUGCACAUCAUGAGUUACAGUAAAAAAGAUGAAGAUGGCGAUAUGGCCAUCAUGCGUGUAGAUAGAACCUCUGUCUUUCAAGAAGGUCGGUGAACAUUCCAUUAACAGGACAGCUAAGCUAACAUUCAACAGCUCGAUUGUUUAACUCUUCCCCUAUACAACCUCGAAGAUGUCGUGUUCUCCUUACGAAGAUUGCGCUGUUAUUAUACACCGGCGAGAAAUUCCCUACGAACGAAGCCACUACUCUUUUCUUUGGUAUUUCGAAGCUGUUCCAAAAUAAAGAUGCCAGCCUGCGGCAGAUGGUUCACCUCAUCAUUAAGGAAUUAGCGCAUUCCGCGGAGGACAUUAUUAUGGUCACAAGUACAAUAAUGAAAGAUACUGGUGGUGGGACAGAUGCAAUUUACAGACCCAAUGCUAUUCGAGCUUUGUGCCGUAUCAUUGAUGUGAGUGCGCCAGAUUAUAGCACGGGAUACUAUUGACACAACUAGGCCUCCACAGUCCAAAGCGUUGAACGAGUAAUGAAGACCGCAAUUGUCGACAAGAACCCUUCAGUAUCUUCUGCUGCCCUGAUAUCCUCUUACCACCUUUUGCCUAUAGCCCGCGAUGUUGUUCGAAGAUGGCAAAGUGAAACGCAAGAAGCUGCAACAGCGACAAAAUCCUCGGGUGGCUUCUCCCUGGGUUUCUCAACUUCUAGUAGCCAACUGCCUGUAAACAAUUCAACAAUGACACAAUACCACGCGAUAGGACUUCUAUAUCAAAUGAGGAUGCACGACAGGAUGGCAUUAGUUAAGAUGGUUCAGCAAUUUGGGGCAGCAGGUGCUGUAAAGAGUCCGGCCGCGACUGUCAUGCUCGUUCGAUUGGCAGCGCAACUGGCAGAAGAAGAUCAACAACUUCGGAAACCAAUGAUGCAACUCUUGGAUGGCUGGCUCCGACACAAGAGUGAGAUGGUUAACUUCGAGGCUGCCAAAGCCAUUUGCGACAUGCGAGACGUCACAGAUGCUGAAGUCACCCAAGCAAUUCACGUUUUGCAACUUUUCCUUACCUCACCAAGAGCUGUCACCAAAUUUGCUGCGAUUCGCAUACUUCACAACUUUGCCUCUUUCAAGCCACAAGCCGUCCACCCUUGCAAUCCAGAUAUUGAACUCCUUAUCUCGAACUCCAACAGAUCAAUUGCUACCUUUGCCAUCACCACACUUUUGAAGACGGGCAAUGAAGCCAGUGUGGACCGAUUGAUGAAGCAAAUUUCAGGAUUUAUGGCAGAUAUUACAGACGAGUUCAAGAUUACAAUUGUAGAAGCUAUCCGUACUCUUUGCCUCAAGUUCCCCAACAAACAAGCUGGCAUGUUAGCAUUCCUUAGUGGCAUACUACGCGAUGAGGGAGGAUACGAGUUCAAACGCGCCGUAGUGGAGAGCAUGUUUGAUUUGAUCAAGUUUGUUCCGGAAUCGAAGGAAGACGCUUUGGCACAUCUUUGCGAAUUCAUCGAAGAUUGUGAAUUCACCAAGCUAGCUGUCCGCAUCCUUCAUCUUCUCGGAUUGGAAGGUCCAAAAACAUCCCAACCUACCAAGUACAUCCGAUAUAUCUACAACCGAGUAGUGCUUGAAAAUGCUAUUGUAAGAGCUGCAGCAGUCACAGCGCUGGCCAAAUUUGGCGUUGGGCAGAAGGAUCCAGAAGUUAAGCGCAGUGUUACCGUUCUGCUUACCAGAUGCUUGGAUGAUGUCGAUGAUGAAGUUCGUGACCGUGCUGCAUUGAACUUGCGAUUGAUGUCAGAGUCCGAUGACACCGCGGAUCGUUUCAUCAAGAAUGGUAUGCUAUUAGAACCCAGGUUUUCACUAUACUCUUCUAACCAUUACAGAAAAUACCUUUGCUUUACCAUAUCUUGAACAUCAGCUUGUUAUGUACGUCACAGCUGAUGAUAAAUCAACGUUCGAUAAUCCUUUCGAUAUUGCAUCAGUUCCAAUUGUUACCAAGGAGCAAGCAGACGCAGAGGAGCGAACCAAGAAGCUCACAACAGUAACACCAACAAUCAAGGCUCCCAAAUCUGGUCCCACCAAAGCUUCACCGUCUGGUGCCGAAGCUGUUGCUUCCGCUUCUGCAACCGCUCAAAAGUAUGCUCAGGAAUUACUCAAGAUUCCAGAGUUCAAGCCAUACGGCGCUGUACUAAAAUCUUCUCCUGUCGUCGAAUUGACUGAAUCGGAAACCGAGUACGUUGUUACCGUCGUCAAGCAUAUAUUCAAGGAGCACAUUGUUCUUCAGUAUGAGGUUAAGAAUACUCUACCGGAUACCGUUCUUGAAGAGGUAUCCGUGGUUGCUACUCCAGCUGAUGAGGAAGAGCUUGAGGAAGAUUUCAUUAUUCCGGCAACUAAGCUUGUAACCGAUGAGCCAGGUACCAUUUAUGUAUCUUUCAAGAAAACGAGUGGCGAGGCCGCUUUCCCUUCAAGCAGCUUCACGAACAUCCUGAAGUUUACCACGAAGGAAAUUGAUCCAACAACUGGCGAGCCCGAAGAGGCCGGUUAUGAUGAUGAGUAUCAGGUUGAGGAUCUUGAACUUACCGGUAGCGACUAUGUUGUCCCUGCUUUCGCCGGUAACUUCAAUCACAUCUGGGAGCAGGUGGGUGCUUCCGGCGAGGAAGCAGAAGAGACACUUCAAUUAAGUGGUGUGAAGAGUAUAGCAGGUAUGUUUUUCCUCUCCAGAACACCUAUAAAUGAAAGCCUAAUGAUUUUACAGAUGCUACUGAACAACUUACUAAAACACUCUCACUACAACCGCUCGAUGGCACGGAUGUGCCGAUCAACACGACUACUCACACUCUGAAGUUAUUUGGGAAAACAGUUACAGGUGGACGAGUCGUGGCUAAUAUCCGAAUGGCUUAUUCUAGUAAGUCAGGAGUCACGAGUAAAAUUGUGGUUCGUGGUGAAGAAGAAGGGAUUGCAGCUUUGGUUAUUGGGUCUGUUGCUUAGGGGUUAGCGAUUCCAUGGAGUUGAAAGUUGGGUGCAUUUGAUGAUCAUUGUUUAGAUAAUGGGUACAAGAAGCUAUAAAAAAUGGAUUGGCUUCAUCUCCUAGCGGAUGAAGGAUAUAGCAUGAAUCAUCAGAUCAAAAUAUAAAAAAAUAGCAUAAUUGAGAUUUGAUAUGCAUCUUCGG